AUGAAGCGGUGUGAUGACCGCGAGGGUGUCUCCCCAGCGACCAAGCCAGCACCAAGUUUCUAUUCUUAUGAUGCUGGCGAUUUUAUUGUCAUUAGCUCCAGCACGGUUACAAACUUUAAAAAUAUAUGCUCACUCAAAAUACUGCUUAUGUUUGAUCUUCUAAGUAUAGACUUAGAUGAUAUUCAAAGAUGUUCUGCGAGAUCUGAUCGUUCGGAUGCUGUGGAUCGUCUUCAGAAUGUUACCCAGACAGUGUCACGUAUCCUAGAUGGAUAUGACAUACGGUUGAGACCGAAUUUCGGAGGCGAACCCCUCUACGUCGGAAUGGACCUCACCAUAGCUAGCUUCGACGCUAUAUCAGAAGUUAAUAUGGAUUACACAAUCACCCUUUAUCUGAAUCAGUAUUGGAAGGAUGAAAGAUUAGGUUUCGGGAUGCAAGACGAGGUUCUCACUUUGUCAGGCGACUUCGCUGAUAAGAUAUGGGUUCCGGAUACCUUCUUCGCGAAUGAUAAAAAUAGUUUUCUCCACGACGUGACGGAACGCAAUAAACUGGUGAGGCUCGGUGGUGACGGCGGCGUGACGUACGGCAUGAGGUUCACAGCGACCCUGGCUUGCAUGAUGGACCUCCAUUACUACCCCCUGGACAGUCAGAACUGCACCGUCGAGAUCGAAAGCUAUGGGUACACGGUCUCCGAUGUCGUGAUGUACUGGAAGGAUACUCCGGUCCGUGGAGUCGAAGAUGCUGAGCUGCCACAGUUCUCUAUAUUAGGACAUGAAACUAACGACCGAAAGGAGAAGUUGGCGACAGGCGUCUAUCAGAGAUUGUCUUUGAGUUUCAAGUUGCGUCGGAACAUAGGUUAUUUCGUGUUUCAAACCUACUUGCCCAGUAUUUUGAUUGUGAUGCUGUCCUGGGUCUCGUUUUGGAUCAAUCAUGAAGCUACGUCAGCCAGAGUUGCUUUGGGUAUAACGACCGUUCUAACAAUGACCACAAUCAGCACGGGUGUCCGCAGCAGUCUUCCUCGCAUCUCCUACGUGAAGGCUAUAGACAUCUACUUGGUGAUGUGUUUCGUGUUUGUUUUCGCGGCCCUGCUGGAGUACGCGGCCGUCAACUACACGUACUGGGGGGCGCGAGCCAGGAAACGGGCCAAGUUAAAGAACAGAGAGGUCUCCACUAGUACCAGCGUGGAUAAGGAUUUGAGAAGCGGUCCUCGUUCACCUGAGGAGAUCAUAGCUCUCCGCGAGUGUCCCGGGGGCAGAGCCUCUCCUCUCCCGGGGCUGCGGUCACGACCUCUAGCACCUUCCGGAGCCCCACCCUCACUCCGCAUACAACGGGACCACAACCUUCGAUAUAGAACGAGGAAUCACUCACGGAACUAUACCAAUGGAUCCAACAAGCCAAAGAUGAUACACGCGUUGAAGAAAGGCGCCACCGUCAUCAAGGCUUCGAUGCCGAAGAUCCGUGACGUGAACGUCAUAGACACGUACUCCAGAGUAAUAUUUCCAAUAUGUUUCCUCAUCUUCAACUCAGUGUACUGGGUGUUUUAUAUAUUUGACUAA
Messenger RNA from Danaus chrysippus (African queen), 1554 nucleotides. The record is from the annotation of a GenBank genome assembly. Lineage: Eukaryota; Metazoa; Arthropoda; Insecta; Lepidoptera; Nymphalidae.